Messenger RNA from Centruroides sculpturatus (bark scorpion), 1440 nucleotides. RefSeq names its product PTB domain-containing engulfment adapter protein 1-like. Bases 341 to 1318 code for a protein of 325 amino acids. The transcript is spliced from 12 exons. The record is from RefSeq and is a predicted model, not a curated record. NCBI's taxonomy places the organism in Eukaryota, Metazoa, Arthropoda, Arachnida, Scorpiones, Buthidae.
GCAUAGUUGACACACAAAUCACUUCCUGGUGUAAUUUAUAAAUUGAAUUUUCAUUUGUUAACUGUACAACCCGACCGAUAAUUCGUGUUAAUUUAUGAUUCUAUACUAAAUGUACGGGUUUACACACGCGAGAAUAAAGAAAAAUCCCUAAAAAAUUCGAACCCCUCCCCCUCAAAGUUGCUGUCGAUCACGUGACGGCCACUACUCGCACCGGUGACGUCAGCAACAGGUUGAAAGCAAAGUCGAACCCGAAAGACAGAUAAGGAACGUACUUCGAUAAAAAGUAGGAUUUGACGGAGCAUAGAUCACUCACAAAUUUUGGAACGUAACCGUAGUUGACAUGAUCAAACAGUCGUCUUUAUUGAAGAGAACUCACAGCAACAAGAGUAACUCAAAACAAGGGAACAAGCACUGGAUUCAUUCGGCUGAGGCAUUGAAAAGUGGACACGUCGUUUAUUUGGUUAAAUUUCUAGGAAGCACGGAAGUCGAACAGGCAAAGGGUAUAGAUGUUGUCAAGGAAGGAAUCAGAAAGUUGAAGUUCAACCAGCAAGUGAAGCGGGCCGAUGGCACAAAGAUUCCGAAAGUCGAACUGACCAUAUCCAUAGACGGCGUGGCGAUCCAAGAGCCAAAAGCUAAAAAAGUAUAUUACACAUAUCCCCUACAUAGAAUAUCAUAUUGUGCUGACGAUAAGUCGGACAAGAAAUUCUUCAGCUUCAUUGCAAAGGAGAUAGAGACCGAUAAGCAUAAAUGUUUCGUAUUUGUAAGCGAUAAACUAGCAGAAGAAAUCACAUUGACGAUCGGACAAGCAUUCGAUCUAGCUUACAGAAGAUUUCUAGAAACGUUUAACAAGGAUCUAGAAAUGAAGAAACGCUGCAUGAUAUUGCAAAAGAGGGUUUGUGAUCUAACAGCAGAAAAUGCCGAAUUAAAGAAGAAAAUAUCUGAAUAUCAACAGCUUGUUGACGGCAAUAAGAAAUCGGAUGUUCAGGAUCUUCUUGGUGACGAAAUGCCAACGGUCGGUAGACGACUCGAAAAUCUGUUGCUGGCCGACAUGGAGGACGUCAAUGUGGGAAACAAACAUGUUACAAAUGGUAACACAGAUUUGUUUGGUGCAGAACCAUUCAAUCCAACACAAUCGACAGUAGAUGAUCCCUUCGGAAUGGGUGAUUUCAGCGCUUUCUCGAUAAAAGAAAUAGAUCUGGAGAAUGCGAUAGGUGCAAUUGAUAAAAAGCUUCUAGAAAUGAGGGAUGGUUUCAGCUGUGGACUUUCAUUUGGCAAUGACGACUUCUCCGCAGAUAUUUUGGAUACAAGUAAAAACUAAUUGAUAUUUGUGAUAUAUUUAGAGAGCGGAAGAUUUAUACACAUUUUUAAUGAAAUUUAUUGUAUUUAUUUAAGCAAAGAUUAAUAAUAUAGAAAUUUUAGUAAUUAAAACAUUUUAUUUUC